UGGGAGGAUCACGCAAAGGGCGCAUGCGCACAAAUCCUCGCUCUUCUCGGGUCCUACGAGAGGCAGAGGAAGCGCAGACUCCGGAGCGCGCGGCCCGAGCAACAUGACGUCGGCCUUGGAGAACUACAUCAACCGUACAGUUGCUGUUAUUACAUCUGAUGGCAGAAUGAUUGUGGGAACCCUAAAAGGUUUUGAUCAGACCAUCAAUUUAAUUUUGGAUGAAAGCCAUGAACGAGUGUUCAGCUCUUCUCAGGGAGUAGAGCAAGUGGUAUUAGGAUUAUACAUUGUAAGAGGUGACAAUGUUGCAGUCAUUGGAGAAAUUGAUGAAGAGACAGACUCUGCACUUGAUCUGGGAAAUAUUCGGGCAGAGCCUCUAAAUUCAGUAGCACACUGAUAAACUAUUUACUUUAGGCUUUUGUAAAUCUUUUGACUGUACAGAUCUACUUAUUCUGAGGAUAAUGUGCAAAAUUUUUACAAAUUGUGAUAACUACAUUUUUAUUCAUUUUGUGAGUGUUGCAGUUUGAUAUGUAAAUUAAAAUAUUUCUACAUUUUGCAUUUUAUUGUAAGUUUUUUAUAUUGUACAAAUAUCUAGUAGUUAUUAAUAGUCAUAAUUUGGGGAAUUUUAUAAACACAUGGUAAUUUUGAUAUUUUAUAAUGGAAACUGUAAGCAGAAAUUUAUAUACCACUUACAUCAAGGGUAUAUAUUCCCUGGAGUAUAUCUACCUGGAGUUCCUCAGAUUAAUUUUUUUUUUUACUACUUUGGCCUUGGUUUAUUUCUGCAACUGCUAUUUUCUGAUAGUUCUUGUAGCUUCCUGUAAUAAUUGUGAAUCAGUUGAGGUUUAAUUGAAAAGGAAAAUGAUGAUAGAGAAAAGAUUCUCAUAUGGAACAAAGAUAGGGAUUUGGAAGGUAUGAAGGUGUAAAAGAGAUAAGUUUGCAAUGAAUAAUUUGUCUGAGAUAUGUUUUAAAAAUGGCCUUAUUGUGUCCAAAUUAUCUUGAUAAAUGUUGAUGAAAUUGUUCCAACUUAGCAAAUGUCAUUUUAUAAAUAUCUGUAAAUGAAAAUUUGUUUAUAU
Messenger RNA from Sarcophilus harrisii (Tasmanian devil), 1070 nucleotides. It is a transcript of the gene LSM8, whose product is annotated as LSM8 homolog, U6 small nuclear RNA associated. The coding region runs from base 104 to 394 and encodes 96 amino acids. Lineage: Eukaryota; Metazoa; Chordata; Mammalia; Dasyuromorphia; Dasyuridae. Gene Ontology annotation, cellular component: U6 snRNP; precatalytic spliceosome; U4/U6 x U5 tri-snRNP complex. Gene Ontology annotation, molecular function: RNA binding. The record is from RefSeq and is a predicted model, not a curated record. The transcript has 5 exons. Gene Ontology annotation, biological process: mRNA splicing, via spliceosome.